CCAGGGCCAUGCAAUCCUACUCUUACCCCUUCCUGUUUCUCUCUCUCCAGUGACUGCUGGCGUAUCAGCCUUGGAAGUAUACACCCCAAAAGAAAUCUACGUGGCCAAUGGGACACAAGGGAAGCUGCCGUGCAAGUUCAAGUCUGCGAACACCACCAGCAGGUUGACCACAAUCUCCUGGAGCUUCCAGCCAGAGGGAUCCCACACCACCGUGUCGUUUUUCCACUACUCCCAAGGGCAAGUGUACAUCGGGGACUACCCGCCCUUCAAGGACAGAAUCACCUGGGCUGGGGACCUCGACAAGAAAGACGCAUCGAUCAACAUAGAAAAUAUACAGUUCAUCCAUAACGGCACCUACAUCUGUGACGUCAAAAACCCUCCCGACAUCGUCGUCUACCCGGGAUACAUCCGCCUCUAUGUUGUAGAGAAAGAGGUGUUGCCCAUGUUUCCGGUGUGGGUGGUGGUGGGUAUCGUGACCGCUGUGAUUGUGGGUCUCACCCUCCUCAUCAGCAUGAUUCUGGCUGUCCUCUACAGAAGGAGAAGCUCGAAGCGGGAUUACACCGGGUGAGAAACUGCUUCCGGGGAGGGGAGAGGGUAGGGACCAGGGUU
Messenger RNA from Myotis lucifugus (little brown bat), 609 nucleotides. RefSeq names its product myelin protein zero-like protein 1. Gene Ontology annotation, cellular component: cell surface; focal adhesion; membrane. The record is from RefSeq and is a predicted model, not a curated record. NCBI's taxonomy places the organism in Eukaryota, Metazoa, Chordata, Mammalia, Chiroptera, Vespertilionidae.